AUGGCAUCCACAAAGAUUGCACCUGGUAAAGAGGUUCCUUUGCCCAUGCACUAUAGCUUGCUUGCAGGCGCUAUUGCCGGUGUGACAGAGAUCAUCACAAUGUAUCCUCUUGAUGUCGUCAAGACUAGAUUCCAGAUCCAAGUAGGAAACUCCGAGUACAAGUCAAUUGCCGACUGUUUCAAAAAAAUCAUCAAGAAUGAAGGAGCGGGUGCACUAUAUCGUGGUAUUCUUCCACCAAUUAUGGUCGAAGCUCCCAAACGUGCUAUCAAGUUUGGAGCCAAUGAUGGUUAUCGCCAACUAUUUAUGCAUCAUUUUGGCUGUAAAGAGUCUCAAGGACUUUCUGUGCUGACUGGUGUCUCUGCUGGUAUUACGGAAGCAUUCAUUGUAACAACUCCUGAGCUGAUCAAGAUUCGUAUGCAGGACAAAGGCAAUGCAGGAAAGUACAAGAGCAGUGCCGAUGUGGUUUCCAAGAUCUUAAAAGAAGAAGGAGCUCUUACUUUUGGUCGUGGUCUUGAAGCAUCCAUGUGGCGUCAUGGUACUUGGAAUGGCGGUUACUUUGGUGUCAUUACCUUAAUUCGAUCAAAUCUACCAAAGGCCGAGUCCAAAGAAGGCAUUCUACUCAACAACUUUAUUGCUGGUGCAUUCGGUGGUACGGUCGGAACCAUGAUCAACACUCCUUUUGAUGUUGCAAAGACUCGUAUUCAAAUCCAAAUGACAACACCGCUCAAGUACAACUGGACAUUGCCUGCCAUUGCCACGAUUGCUAAAGAGGAAGGUGUUGGUGCUCUGUACAAGGGAUUCAUGCCCAAGGUGCUGCGUCUUGGUCCUGGUGGUGGUAUUUUGUUGGUGGUUUUUGACUUUGUAUCUGGCUACAUCCGCAAAAACCUAAUGUGAAAUCUUGCUAUCAAAAUGAACACUAUUGAGAGUUGAGCUACAAACU
Messenger RNA from Batrachochytrium dendrobatidis JAM81, 940 nucleotides. RefSeq lists its product as uncharacterized. Bases 1 to 894 code for a protein of 297 amino acids. The transcript is spliced from 10 exons. The record is from RefSeq and is a predicted model, not a curated record. Lineage: Eukaryota; Fungi; Chytridiomycota; Chytridiomycetes; Rhizophydiales.